AGUCGAGUGCUCCAUUUAACUCAUAUAUAAGAAUACAUACAUGCAUAUUUAGACAUUAUUACACAAUAUUUCUCUAUUUUGUUGUUACCGAAAGCGGUGACAAGAUCAAUAACACACCUUUUUAAAAAAUAUAAAUAAACCAGACGCACGCUUCGCACACGCUAUUUAACUUUUUAUUUUUCUUUUUUUUUUAAUUGCAACAAUAAUUGUAUGGAUAACCAUUUAUACAACAAAUCUAUACAACAAAUUUGACAGCUGUCAAACUUCAAUCGCAGUGAUAGUUACUCUUGCAACACGAAGUAAGCGCAGCGAAAAAACCAGUAUCGCAAGAUAGGACACUUUCUAUAAAAAUAUCAAGAUAUCGAUAUUGACCUAAUGAAAGUAACAAUAUCAUCGUCUUAUUGAGUGCUCUUCACGAUAUAGAUUUUAUAUUUUAUACAAACAUAAUUAUAACCCAAAACUGCAAAUUUCUUUAAAGAAUUCCCUUUCAGGAAAUUAUCUCAUUUUAAAACAUGAUAAUCAUUGGUAAGUUUUAUUUGAACAUUUUUUCAAGCAUUAGCACAGAAGAUUAAACUACUUUAAAUAAUCUCACAGUUUAUUUUGCCUCUUUCAAUCGUUAGAUAGAUGUUACUUAAUAUUAAAUAUUGAAAAAGUAUUAAACUGCUAUUUAAGAUAUUAUAAAUAGCAUAAGACAUAUUACAUUCUCUCUUCAGAAAUGACACAGCUCAAAAAAUCAAGUUUCUUUUAAAAAGGGAAGAAAUUGUUUUUUUUAACUUGACAGAAAAUUAUUGACUACAGAGUAAUGACUACUUAUGGAGUAAUGUUUAUUGAUUUAUUCAUGAUAAUAACUUGAAAAUUAUUGAUAAAGUCAUAAUUAUUUAUAAAACAAUGUUUACCUAACUCUUUCAUGGUAAUAACUCAAAAGUAACAUUUUUAAGUUGUAUUACUUUUAAAGAAAGAAUACAAUAUACAUAUAUUACGAUAUUACAUUUUGUAUUACAAAUUAUGUCAUAAUACUUAUGCAAUAUGUAUAAUCUAAACAAAUUAUAUUAUUUUUAUAUUUAUAAAUAAAUUAAUAAAUUUCUAUUUAUUAUAUUAAAUCAUCAUUUUAUUAAUUACUACUAAAUUGACAGAAUGCUAAAAUAUAUCAAGAGAUUUAUCACGAAUGUUUUUCAUGUUAUCAAUAAACAAAUAUAAUAUUUCGAGACGAAUAAAUUGCGCAACUGCAGCAAGUUUAGGACACGUGCAUAUUGCACUGCAUGCAUACGCGACCCAUUUGCACGCCACGUCAAUUAUAGCUUCGGCGCGUCUAAUUGUAUCUCGUCAAAACAUUUUUCUUCUUUACACACUUCUUCCGGUAUGCGCAACAAUGAUGAGUAAUAAACGGCACACAUGGCGUUCACGGUACGGUCCGUGACAAUUCGACAUUGCGAAACAAUGUUAUAUACAUACAAGGAUAUUGGUGUCAAAUAGUGACAAGUAAGUUACGAAUGAAAGAAUGUCGCCAUUGUUAACCUUGCGUUAGACGCAAUAUUUUUUUUAUCUACGAAUGGUCGCACUCUUUAAGUUGCAAUUAGUGUAUUUUUACUAAUUUGCAGUGGUAUACUUAUAACUGCGAUAAUUAGUGAGUAUCCACUGACUUUUAGUUACUUUUGCUUCAGAAUUAGUGUAUAAUUACUAAAAGAUCAGUGUAUUUAUUUAAUUGACAAGUAUAAGUGUAUUUUCAGUUAUUUCAGUGAUUUUCCACUGAUUGUAAUUUAAAGAGCAAUGUACAUUACAAAUAUACUAAUUUUUCAUAUAAUUUUCAUGUACUAAAUUGACAAAUAUUAGAAUAAAAAGAAUGUUUGAGUUUGUUACUGUGUGAAAACGACAACGCGCAUUAUAGCCUGAACGCAUAUCUAAUAGAUAUUGCGCCUAACGCAGGGUUAAUAUAAACGAUUACGUGAUUUAUUCAUACAGAAAUCUUAUUUUUACAAUUAAAUAUACAAAUACAUACACAUACUUACACAAAAUAUACGUAAUUGCAUGAAUUUUAUAACAUAGUAAAUAUAACAUACAUGUGAGAUUAUUUAAUGCAGAAAAUUUUCCAAAACUUAUAAUCUCAUAAUUAAGAUAUGUUCGGAACUGUUAUCUUUGAUAUAACGAAACAUUGGGUCAUGAUUCCUGCCCAGAAAUCAUGGGCAUGUAUUAUUUUACACGUGCGGACACUUAUAUAAUUAGAGACAGAAAAAAAAUAUACAACAGUGCUGAAUUGUCCAUAAAAUGAAACAGGCGGAACCGUUGAAUGACGGAAAACGAUCGCAGUCUGGUCUGCCGCAAAAGGACAAAUUGCACCUGUGGAUGGGAAGUAAAGUUCGGCUACAGCGUGGCUUUCACGCUGGCCGUCUUCGAGGCGAAGCGUCUCCUCGUGCUCGCCUUGGAGAUAUUUGCGGAAUGGCAGGUGAUCCGCAUCGCAGGUGGUUUUCAACCGGUUGCUCUUACCUUGGCGGACGUGACUCUGGGAUUACCGUGUGCCCUUAUCACCGUACGUACUAUACGCAGGCGCAAAUCGAACUUUCGUCCACAGACUAGGCAGAUCUUAAAGUGUCUUUUAAUAAUGAUAAUCGUGUGUACCGUCAUGAAUACGACGACAUUAGCUUUGAUAGGAUGUCACAUCAGUGUAAGACAAGAGACUUUAAUCAAUAUCUUCAAUGCCUCCAUGCAUCUGUACGCCACUGCUGCGUCAUAUAAAUACGCAAUUGACGAGAUCCAAUUUGUAUUACAAUGCUGCGGUCACUCUUCUUAUACCGAUUGGUUUCUCUUUGACUGGCAGAAAGUAGAUUACGCGUCUCGAGAGGAAAUGGCAGAACAAGAUAGAAUUUCAGACGAAGACUACAGAGGUUUUGGAGUUCCUUUUAGCUGCUGCAACUUGCGCGCUGCGGCACCUUGCAUGCACUUAGAGAUGACAAAUGACAAAACGAUAAACGUUAACGGCUGCGCGGAAGUCAUCAGACCUAUUCUUCUCAGAAUCGUCAUAGUCGCUUGCAUUAUGACAGUCACUGUGAUCAUUAUACAAGUGCUAUUAGCCUUUUUAAUUACUAGAAUGGUCUGCAGAUUUGUCCCUCUACCAACGUCCUUUCCUCGGGUAAGAUGUUCCGCUGCGCCAUUUUCUAUUAUGAACACAUCGUCAAGGAUCUACGUGCCACGACUUUUUUCACAUAAGAAAUCCUCUUGGCGCAGAAGACCGAGCAUGCAUUAUUGUCCGUUAACGACUAAAGAUAUUUUCAUCAAGGAGAACCGGAAAAUUAGAAUGUCUAAGACCAGAUGUAGAUAUCCCAACAUUUUGAAUCAUAGAAAUCAUACAUGGGACGUAGCAAAGAUUAAACCAAGCGUUCACGAGGAGCAUAGAAUAUCCGUGGAAUGUCUUCGUAAUAAAUGUGCGCGUUGAAGCCACUUUGCACUAAUAGACCAUAGAUCUUCGAAACGAUUAGAGCGGCAACUAUCUUUCGGACAAACGCGUGUUAACGAUUGCAAAACGCUAAUUACUAUGA
Messenger RNA from Monomorium pharaonis (pharaoh ant), 3530 nucleotides. RefSeq lists its product as uncharacterized. Lineage: Eukaryota; Metazoa; Arthropoda; Insecta; Hymenoptera; Formicidae. The record is from RefSeq and is a predicted model, not a curated record. The coding region runs from base 2285 to 3427 and encodes 380 amino acids. The transcript is spliced from 5 exons. Gene Ontology annotation, cellular component: membrane.